This is a messenger RNA of Lingula anatina, 1270 nucleotides long. RefSeq lists its product as uncharacterized. NCBI's taxonomy places the organism in Eukaryota, Metazoa, Brachiopoda, Lingulata, Lingulida, Lingulidae. The record is from RefSeq and is a predicted model, not a curated record. Gene Ontology annotation, biological process: endosomal transport; endoplasmic reticulum to Golgi vesicle-mediated transport. Gene Ontology annotation, cellular component: plasma membrane; Golgi apparatus; late endosome membrane.
UUAUAUUGAAUUGAAAGCAAAUACGUGGCGGAUCAGCAAAAGUGAGGGAUCGAAUUAGCUGCACAAUGUAUGUUUUAAGAUGUGUACAUGUGCUACCGUCAAAAAUUGGUGGUGCGUUGAAAAUAAGUACACUGGUUAUUGGGGCACUACUAGUUAUUUCUUUCUUAUUGUUUCCGGAUAUCACACGGAUCGUUGGAGAAACCAAACCAAAGAAAUGGGUGCCGACUGAUUACCCUCAAGCUAGGCAAGGCGAGGAACUCGGCGUUCUUCAAGGUGAUAGCCAACUGACAGAUGCAGACAUGAUGGAGGACCUGGGAUCAAAGAGAAUGAAUGCAACCGACCCUAGAUUAUUGAAGCUCCUCCGCGAAAAAUGGCUUCUUGCACCCUCCAAACGUCCCUACCACUUGGCUGAACCACAAAAAGUACAUAUGUCUCAGGUUGGGCAAUCAAAAGCAAUUGAUAAGCUACUGAAGCAAAGAAAGAACGGUUUCUUUGUCGAGGCGGGAGCCGCGGAUGGUGAACGUUUAUCUAACUCGUUGUUUUUUGAGAGAUUUCGGAAUUGGACGGGAGUACUGGUAGAAGCAAACCCAUGGGAUUUCGAUAAGUUGACUAAGAAACACAGGAAAUCAAAUAUCAUCAACGCUUGCCUGUCUCCGAUACCGCACCCAGCGCGAAUGGAAUUUAACUAUGCCAAUAGGUUAGGUGGCAUCAGUGAACUGGGUCACAAGUUUCCAGACUCUAGAGGAAAAGGCAAAGGACUAGUACAGUGUUUCCCAAUACACUCCAUCCUUGCCGCACUUGGCGUCAGCCACGUGGAUUACUUCUCCCUGGACGUCGAAGGGGUCGAGGAGGAGGUUCUCCAGACAUUCCCUUGGAAAGAUAUCAUGGUGGACGUGUGGACGGUGGAGUAUGGUGUCUUCCGUGGGAAGGGAGGAACGGAGGAAAUCCGGCGCAAGACAGAAAUCAGGAAGAUCUUCCAAAACACAGGGGUGUACCAAAUGAUAGAUGCUCCUAGAUUAAAACAGGAUUUACUAUUUGCUAGAAAGGAGAUACUGGCCUAGUAAAGAAGGUGUUGCUGACUUGGCCAUCCCCAAAGCUGAACUCAAACAUCUCCCAUAUAAACUUUGGUUGUCUGAUCGCGUCAUGUCGAAUUCAAGUCAAACCCCGAGUUUCAGGGGACGUUGGGAAGUUCCUUCUCUACAUUCGAUUAUCAUUAAUGCACUUUCACAAGUUACCAUCAUUAAUAACCUACCAAACGUCCAAAACCUUU